UUUCUCGUCGUGCAGCUGGUGUUUGUUGCGUUGGUGGUUCGGGGCCCCUCAAUGGUUGCGGCCGAGAUAAUAAAGCACGUUGCGAAUGGAACGUGGUAGGAUUUUAAUGCAGUGUGAGUAAAACUGUGGAAAAAAUCCCCCACAGGGGAGAUUUUUCUUCUAAAAAAAGUUGAAGUACUUGAAGAAGUUAGAAGAAGAAAUUGAAGUUUGAGAAGUUAAGGAAAGCAGUGCCUCUGCUAGGCAACACACUUAACUCCAUAUUUCUCUAUGAUGCAUAUGUGACAAAAGCAUUGCAUUCUACACAGCAGGAAUGGAUGAUGAUUCACAACAAGACAUUUGCAGGGUGUGCAGGUCGGAGGGCAGCCAUGAGCGCCCUCUCUUUUACCCCUGCAUCUGCACUGGCAGUAUCAAGUACAUCCAUCAGGAAUGUUUGAUCCAGUGGCUGAGAUACAGUAGAAAGGAGUACUGUGAACUCUGCAACCAUCGAUUCUCCUUCACCCCCAUCUACUCGCCGGACAUGCCGAAGCGGCUGCCGAUCGCUGACAUCCUGAGCGGGUUGCUCGGCAGCGUGGCCACGGCCGUGCGCUUCUGGUUCCACUACACACUAGUGGCGUUCGCCUGGCUGGGUAUCGUCCCUCUCACGGCUUGCCGCAUCUACCGCUGCCUCUUCGCCGGCUCGGUCAACUCGAUCCUCUCGCUGCCGCUCGACAUGCUCUCCACCGAGAACCUGCUGAGCGACAUUUUGCAGGGCUGUCUGGUGGUGACCUGCACGCUGUGCGCCUUCAUCAGCCUGGUGUGGCUGCGCGAGCAGAUCCUGCACGGCGGCGGCCCGGACUGGCUGGAGCAGGAGGCGGCCGCGCACGAGGAGGACGGCGGCGCGCCGGUCGGCCCGGCCGCCGACGCCGACGAGGCUGAGCCGCCCUUCGAGGACGCGGCCGACGAGCCGGGUGGCGGUGGCGGCGCCGGCGGCGGUGGAGGCGGCGGUGGCGGCGCCGACGGCGGCGCCGACUGGAAUGGCUUCGCCGACGGCGAGCGGGCGGCGGCCGGCGCCGACGACAACAACUGGAACCCGAUGGACUGGGACCGGGCCGCCGAGGAGCUCACCUGGGAGCGGCUGCUGGGCCUCGACGGCUCACUGGUCUUCCUCGAGCACGUCUUCUGGGUGGUGUCGCUGAACACCCUCUUUAUUCUCGUGUUCGCUUUCUGCCCUUACCACAUUGGGCACUUCGCCAUCAUGGGAUUCCGGGUGCAGGACAUGGUGAUGUCUUCGCACUUCGAGGGCCUUCUCACCACCCUGGUCGGAUACUGCAUCAUCGGUGUCAUGUUUGUGCUGCUGCACACCUUCGCGUCGCUCCUCUCCAUGCUCAGGGCUAAGCGCAUCCUGGGCGUCUGCUACGUGGUGGUGAAGGUGUCGAUGCUGGCCGUGGUAGAGAUCGGCGUGUUCCCGCUGGUCUGUGGCUGGUGGCUGGACGUCUGCUCGCUCACCCUGCUUGACACCAGUCUGCAGGACCGGCAGAAGGCGUUCAAGCUGGCGCCCGGCUCCUGCAUGUUUCUCCACUGGCUGGUGGGCAUGAUCUACGUCUUCUACUUCGCCUCGUUCAUCCUGCUGCUGCGCGAGGUGCUGCGGCCUGGCGUGCUGUGGUUCCUGCGCAACCUCAACGACCCCGACUUCAACCCCAUACAGGAGAUGAUCCACCUGCCGGUGCUGCGACACACGCGCCGCUUCAUCGCCUCCGUCAUCAUCUUCGGCACGACCGUGCUGCUGAUGCUGUGGCUGCCGGUGCGCUUCAUCCAGUACUGCUGGCCGCGCUUCCUCCCCUACAACGUGGCGCUGGUGAACGAGGGGCCGGUGGUGGAGCCGUCGCUGCAGAUCCUGCUGCUGCAGGUGUUCCUGCCAGCGCUGCUCGAGCAGGGACACACCAAGGUGUGGCUGAAGAACCUAGUGCGCUGGUGGUGCGUGGCCGUCGCUUGGGUCACCGACCUCAGGUCGUACUUACUGGGUGAUGUGGCGCUCAACGAGCAGGAGGACGACAUCGAACGGGGUAACUACGACGGCCCGCUGCCGGCGCCGCCUCCGCUGGCUCCGGCGGCGCCGCGCGUCGAGCCCAACGGCGCGGCCGGCGGCGCGGCCGGCCUCGGCGGCGGCCUCGGCGCCGCGCACCAGGCGCUCAUCAUGCACGACGCGCCGGUCGGCUUCCAGCCGUACAAACGGCCCCAGUGGAUGACCGUUCGGAUCGGCUGCCUGCUGGUGCUGAUGUGUCUCACCCUGCUGGUAUCCAGCGUGCUGAUGCUGACGGUGCCCGUCCGCGUGGGCCGAUGCCUGCUCUCGCUCUGGGUGUCGGACGGCCCGGCGCACGAGCUGUACACGGCCGCCUGCGGCCUCUACGCCACCUGGCUGCUGGUGCGGCUGGCCGUGCUGGCCGCCAGCUGGCUGCCGCUGGGCUGGACGGGCGUGUGCGCGCGCCUGCGCCACUGGGCGGCGGCGGCGCUGCGCGCGCUGGUGGCGUUCGUCGUGCUGGUCGGCGUCAUCCCGCUCUGCUACGGCCUGCUGCUGGAGGUGGUCGUCAUCGUGCCGAUCCGCGUACCGCUCAACCAGACGCCCGUCUUCUUCGUGUUCCAGGACUGGGCCCUCGGCGUGCUCUACACCAAGAUCACCUGCGCCAUCACCAUGAUGGGGCCCAACUGGUGGCUGAAGGCGGCACUGGAGCAGGUGUACCUAAACGGACUGCGGAACCUGCAGCUGCGUGCCGUGCUGCUGGAGCUGGCGCUGCCGCUGGUGGUGCUGCUGGGGCUGGCGCUGGCCGUGCCCUACGUACUGGUUCACUCAUUCGCGCCACUCUUCCUCGCGCGCUCCGGCAGCCUGUACAUGGUGCAGCGCCAGAUCUACCCCUGCCUGGUCAUCGCCAGCUCCCUGCUCACCAUGCUGGUGUUCCAGUACCACCAGUUCAAGAAACUUUACGAACACAUUAAAAACGACAAGUACCUGGUCGGCCGCCGACUAGUCAACUACGAUCCGCAGCGGCAGGAGUCGCGCGCGCCGCCCGCCGCCGACGAGGUCAGAUAAGGCCAGUCCGCGCCCCGGCUGCCGCGCCCGUGGCGUCACACUGGCCGCCGCCGCGUCCGCGUUGGUGGCCUGGACGCUGGGGUGACGUCAGGUCAGCGCUCGCCGCGCUCCAAUUGGCGAUCCUGCCACGCUGUGACGUCGCGGCACGCGUACGUUGCCCAAUCAGAACCGAACAUGGCUAGGUUGGCUGGGUGGGACGGGACGUCUGUGCAAAUAGGGUCGCAACGGUCCCGUAUCGUAGGGGAGGGGGGGGGGGGAGGUCCAUGCGAGGCGCGACGGAAGGGCGCUACUCAGUGGGACUUGGUGUCGCUUAGGAAUAUUUUUUGUUCUGGCGCGUGCCGAGCGUGGUCAAAUAGUUCCUGAUCCACUACCACGAUCGAUAUAAACAAUCUUCGCACGCCUCCCGUAAUCCUGCCGCUGUCGUGAUCGCGCCGGAGCUGUCAGGACCGCCAGCUGCCGGUUUAAGGGAAUAUUUAUUCCCAUUAUUGUAUACAUCACUCCUUCAACGUAAUCCCCUUCGCUCGUCCGUUGUCUUGUGGCGGGUUGUUUUUGUUGGCAAGCGCGACGACCGUGGGCAUGCCCUGGCGCUACGCUGCCGACUGGGCGGAGGCUUCGCCGCGUUUAGAUUCGGCGUUUAUCUUGCUCUGAUCAGCUGAUCAGAUCAGUUUUGGCGCGCAGGCUCUCGCGGAGCUACGGCGCUCGAUCGCUGGCGCCCUUGCCCCGGAGGGCCGCCCUCGCCGGGCGUGGCUCGGCGCUGGUGACAUGUGAUAAGCCGGCGGGACUGGCUGGCAGUGUGUGGCCCCCGCUGGCUGCGUGGCCGAGCGGGGGCGGGGGCACCGACCUCGACCUUUGCUGUGUUAUCAAGCGCGGCGCGAGCGCGCUGCCCGCACGCUGCUGGGGCGUGCACAGCGCCCGGGUAAUUUGGUUUGCGAAAUGUGGAUAUUAUCGGCGUGUCGUGCGAGACGUUCCGGGAGAGGUCCGUGUACCACGUGUAAUGUGUAUACCGGCGUAUUGCAUAACUAAGCCGGGUGAUUUCUGUCCUGUAGGCACGGCUGUCGUGCGUCACCCCGAAGCGCGCGAGACGGAGCGGCGUGAGAGAGGCGCGUGCGGAAGGCGUGGGCGUGAGGCGGAUGGCGUAUGUUUGUGAGCUGUGCGUGAAUGUUCACCGUGUAUGGCGCGGGUGGAGGAGGCACGAGCGUAACCAACAGAACGCAAAUAAAUCGAUUACAUGGA
This is a messenger RNA of Pollicipes pollicipes, 4297 nucleotides long. Its product is annotated as E3 ubiquitin-protein ligase MARCHF6. The record is from RefSeq and is a predicted model, not a curated record. The transcript is spliced from 19 exons. Gene Ontology annotation, biological process: ERAD pathway. NCBI's taxonomy places the organism in Eukaryota, Metazoa, Arthropoda, Thecostraca, Pollicipedomorpha, Pollicipedidae. Bases 311 to 3064 code for a protein of 917 amino acids. Gene Ontology annotation, cellular component: endoplasmic reticulum membrane. Gene Ontology annotation, molecular function: zinc ion binding.